Penicillium olsonii is the source of this 1188-nucleotide messenger RNA. The record is from the annotation of a GenBank genome assembly. NCBI's taxonomy places the organism in Eukaryota, Fungi, Ascomycota, Eurotiomycetes, Eurotiales, Aspergillaceae.
AUGAACUUAUCACUGACUGCCUUCGAGAUUGCUUGCGACAAGCAAUUAUUCUCCGACUGCUCUUUGAGCGGAAACACAACAUGCUUCUGCGACAGCACUACACGCUUCAACGAUCUUUUGGAUUGUGUUUCAAGUAACUGCACGACAAUGGAGCUUUUUACCACUAAAAGAUUGCACGAGAAUACUUGUGACAUCACCCCACUCAAAGGUCCGCCAGCAAUCAAUGGAGCAACCCUUGGGCCUAUGAUCCUGGCCACCUUCUUCUUCAUUUCGAGAAUCAUUGCCAAAAGCAGCGGUCUUGCUGGCGGUUGGGGAUGGGAUGACUAUACCAUCGUUGUUUCAUAUAUUCUUGGACUUGCAAUCUACAUUCUCAAUGUUUUCAUGGUCCGUUAUGGGUUCGGCCAAAACAUCUGGGACAUUGUCCCCCUCGACGACAUCAGCACGUUCUACCAGCUCUUCCAGGCUCUUGCUGUGAUGUACAAGGUCCAGAUCUCUCUCGCCAAGAUCUCAGUCUGUCUUUUCCUUCUUCGAAUCUUCCAAUCUCGAUACUUCCGGUACAUCACCUAUGCGCUCAUUGCCGUGAAUGCCGCCAUUGGAAUCACCUGGGGCCUGGUGGACUCUUUCCGCUGCAUACCGACCCGGCUCACAUGGCUCGGCUGGAAGAAUGAAGAGGCUGGAUAUUGCAUCAACUUCAUCGACUCGAUUCUCGUCAACUGCCUGGCGAAUAUUUUCGUCGACUCGGUCCUUAUCGUCUUGCCGGUGUUUGAAGUCGCCAAGCUGCAAUUGCCUCUGCGGAAGAAGCUAACAGUUGCACUGAUGUUCGCCGUGGGAUCUGUCCUCACCAUCAUCGCCAUCAUCCGAGUCAUCGUCUUCUGGAACAACCGUUGGGGCUACAACCAGACCGUCGGUCUAUACCCGCUCAUCUACUGGACCGUCAUCGAAUCCCAGAUCUCCGUCAUGUGCGCCUGUCUACCAGCAUUCCGAGCUCUGAUCGGUCGAUGGCUCCCGGGGUUCUUGGGCGGCACAGCGCGCCGGACAUAUGCGACAGGAGGAGCGGACUACUACCAUAGGUCCGGCGGGAACAGCAACAUCAACAAGUCCGUUACCUACGAAGUCAACUACACCCCACGGUCAGAGACGAACAGUGAUGUGGAACUGGUGGAUUUGGAUGGAAAAUACCAUCGCUGA